AGCGGCGGCAGUUUGUGUUCAUAUUGAAAGUGAAGGCAGUGAGUGAAUGAAAUAAGCUGCUGUCAUAAGAAAAUGGAAAGAGUUCUGUGUGAAACACACGGCAGUACAUGUUUGUUGAAGACUGGUGUAAAGGAAGGACCGAAUAAAGGAAAAAGUUUCUAUGUUUGCACUGCGCGUGAUGCAACGCCCUGCAGCUUUUCACUGCCCACAGAGAUCCCUCCAUCUCACUGCCUUAAGCAUGAAGACUCCAUGGUUGAACUUCAAACACUAACUUACAGUGAAAAACAGGACAAAUAUAAAUUGUUUUAUCGCUGUAUGCUUGGAAAAACUGAGGGACAGAAGUGGUGUGGGUGUGUUCCUUGGAGAGAGAAAGACCCUGAGAGACGGACUGAUUUGAAAGACAAAGAUCUUCAAUCCUCCAGCCUCACUCCAGUCAGGAACCCUUUCAAAGUCAAGACAAAACAAGACAAAUCUUCAGAACACAGGAGGGAUCCAGAUGCUGAAAAGGAUAGAGGAGAGGUUAAAGGUGAAAAUAAACAUGUGACCAGUGAAGAUCAUGGUAGAGCUAAAAAGAAAGAAGGCUGUUUCAAGACAACAGAGAUAGAAGGGAAUAAUAAGAAUGGCCUGGUUCAUGAAAGUGUCUUGGACAGAGAGGGGAAAGACUCUGGAGGUUCAGAGUCCUGGAGGAACAAGAAGCUUCCUGCCGGGAUGAAGAUAAAGAAGAGAGUGUCUGAUGAUGAGAGACAGACGAGCACAGCUGAGGACGAGACAUGCCCUGAGAGUCCAAACUCUAUGAAGGAAAGUGUUCAAGGACCUGGUGAAUCUGAGACCAGUAUCAAAGUCCUGCAGGAGCAGAAGCCUGCAAAAAAAACAGGGAGCUCUCCCCAAAGCCCUUCAAAAAGCUCAAAAAGCCCUUCUGGAUGUGAUGAGAAAUCUUCAGUAGAGAAUAAGACCAAGGAUGACUGCUCAAACAAGCAAAGCACUACUAAUUCAAAAUCAGUCACAGAUAAAACUCAAAGCCUGGAGAGCAAGAGUCAGACACCUUCAUGCUCCACAUUAAGGGAUGUGCCAGUUUCUGAAAAGUCCUCAGCACUCAAUGUUCAGAAGACAGUAUCAAACCAGAGUCGAGAGAAGGACCAGAAGAGCAUAGCACGGUUCGGUGAGUGGAGUGAUGAGGAUGAUGACGUUCAGCUAAUAUCGGUACAGCCUCCCACCCAGCAGAGUGCUCCGACUCCUGCUGCACCUGUUCAGAAAACACUCACCUCUUACCCUGGUUUCCAGCCUGCCUCUAAGUGCCAGGGUCAGUCUGAGGACCUCCACAACCAUCUAACAGCCCAGCUCAAGCAGAAGAAGGCCACUCUUUCAGUGGUGAAUGUAUCUGCUCUGCCAGAUAAAGGAGAGCGUUUGAAGAGUCAGGUGAAGGAACUGGAAGAGGCCCUGGACUCUCUGAGCUUGACCACAGCUUCUCUGUCUGAGUCUCAAGAUAAAGACAGAAAAGAGGCAGAACAUAAGCCCACACAGCCCAGCCUGUUCAAUCCAUUCAGUCGUCCUGGUGGCACAAUCCUCCUGCCCACAGCUCCAGCUCCCAUGCUGAAGGAAUCAUCUGGUGCCUCGCUGGGCCUAAACCUGAGCCAAGGCUACACCCAGAUGUAUGGAGUGAAUCCUCAGAGCCAGGCUUUCUAUGGUGGAAGGAUGACUGAGAACAGACUGCUGGCUGUACGCAAUGCCACCACUGAGGUCAUCGACCAUCUGCACAACUCUCUGGAGUCCUGCCCUACAGAAGACACAGAGGUAAAGGACCCCAAAGGAAUUAAGGUGGAGCUGUUGCCUCAUCAGAGGAGAGCUUUGGCCUGGCUGCUGUGGAGAGAGACACAGAAACCCUGUGGGGGAAUUUUGGCUGAUGACAUGGGCCUAGGAAAGACACUCACAAUGAUCUCCCUCAUUCUGUCUCAGAAGAAGGAGGUUGAAAAACUGGAGGAAUGGAUCUCUAAAAAUGAUUCCACCUUAGUGGCUUCUCAGGGGACGUUGAUCAUCUGUCCUGCUUCUCUGGUGCAUCACUGGAAGAACGAGAUUGAUAAGCGUGUGAAGAGUAGUCGCCUCAGUGUGUAUUUGUACCAUGGCCCCAACCGACAGAGGAGUUCAAGAAUCCUUGCUGAGCAUGAUGUGGUGAUCACUACGUACAGUCUGGUCUCUAAGGAAAUCCCUGUGCAGAAGGAGGAUGCGGAUAAACCUUCUCGAGACUCUGAUCAUGUGGCCUCAGACCUCCCGCCUCUUUUACGUGUUGCCUGGACACGUGUGAUUCUCGAUGAGGCUCAUAACAUUAAGAACCCUAAGGUCCAGACGUCCAUGGCGGUGUGUAAGCUGCGGGCCCGAUCCCGCUGGGCUGUCACUGGAACCCCUAUUCAGAACAACCUGCUGGAUAUGUAUUCACUGCUCAAGUUUCUGAGAUGUUCUCCUUUUGAUGAGUUUAAGCUGUGGAAGUCUCAAGUAGAUAAUGGCUCAAAGAGAGGAGGAGAGAGACUGAACAUCCUCACCAGAGCACUGCUGCUACGCAGGACCAAAGACCAGCUGGACUCUUCUGGAAAACCACUGGUGUCUCUGCCCAAUCGGACCUGCAAGGUUCAUAGAUUGAAGCUGUCUGAAGAUGAGCAGGCUGUAUAUGAUGUUGUGUUUGCACAAUCCAGGUCCACACUUCAAAACUAUCUCAAAAGACAUGAAGAAGGAAACACUAAAAAGGCAGACAAUAGUAAUCCUUUUGAGAAAGUUGCACGGGAGUUUGGGAUGUCUCAGAAGGACUCGCUGUCUUCCUCUCAGCAGCCUCAGGCCUCCAGCACCAUCCACAUCUUGUCACUGCUGCUGCGUCUCAGGCAGUGCUGCUGCCACCUGUCUCUGCUCAAGAAGACUCUAGAUCAGACAGAGCUGCAGGGAGAUGGUGUUGCUCUGUCUCUAGAAGAGCAGCUGUGUGCUCUGUCUCUCUCUGAGCCCUCAGACUCUGACCCUAAAGACACCGUCUCUCUCAAUGGCACUAAAUUCCCCUCUGAGCUCUUCCAGGAUGCUUGUGAAAGCACUAAGAUUUUAGCCAUACUGACAGAGUUGAGAGAAAUUACAAAGAAAGAUCAAAAAAGUGUGAUUGUCUCUCAGUGGACCAGCAUGCUGAAAAUUGUUGCUGUUCAUUUGAAGAAAAUGGGUCUGACUUUUGCGGUAAUUGAUGGCACAAUCAAUCCCAAACACAGAAUGGACCUAGUGGAGGAGUUCAACACUAACCCUAAAGGACCACAGGUGAUGCUGGUGUCUCUGUGUGCUGGAGGUGUGGGCAUCAAUCUGAUUGGAGGGAAUCAUCUGUUUCUGAUUGACAUGCAUUGGAACCCAGCACUAGAAGACCAGGCAUGUGACCGGAUCUAUAGGGUGGGACAAUCCCGGAAUGUUACAAUUCACAGGUUUGUGUGUGACUGUACAGUGGAAGACAAGAUCUCUUCACUACAGGAGAAGAAGAAGGAGCUGGCUCAGAAAGUCUUGUCUGGAACUGGAUCCUCAUUCACUAAACUGUCUCUGGCAGAUCUCAGGGUCAUCUUUGGUGUGUGAUGUGCAUUUUAUUUCAGAAAGUAAAUAUUAGUCUAUAGUCUCAACUUCAUUUUAUCUGCUUUUGUAAUUGUAUUGUAUCCUGUUUUGUAUCACCAGGAUAAUGUCAUGAAAGCAAUGACGUUAUAUUCAAAUGCUGCAUGUUUAUAUAGAAUAAAUUGAAAUGAUUACACUGUUA
Pimephales promelas (fathead minnow) is the source of this 3757-nucleotide messenger RNA. The record is from RefSeq and is a predicted model, not a curated record. NCBI's taxonomy places the organism in Eukaryota, Metazoa, Chordata, Actinopteri, Cypriniformes, Leuciscidae.